AUGGCGUUUAGAGGUACAUCUGAUAAAUUAUUUCAACCAAAUAAUGGAAAUUUUUUAGGCUUAGUUCAACUUCUUAGUAAGUACGAUGAUGUAAUGGCAGAACAUUUACGUCACAUAUCUAAAAAAUCGAAUAGAAAACAUUACUGCAGUCAUGAAAUUCAAGAUCAAUUGAUAAACUUAAUGGCUAAUAAUGUUCGUGAUACUAUUAUAGCUAAUCUUCAUGAUGCAAAAUAUUAUUCAAUUAUUACAGAUUGUACACCAGAUAUAAGUAAAUCAGAACAAAUGUCAUUCACUGUUCGUUUUGUCGAGAAAGUUGGAAAUAGCAUAAUUAUAAAAGAACAUUUCAUUGGUUUUAAAACUGCUACUGAUUCUACCGGAUUAGGUCUUUCACAGCUUAUGUUGCAAACACUCAAGGAUAACAAUAUUGAAUUUACCAACUGCAGAGGACAAGGAUAUGAUAAUGGGGCCAACAUGAAAGGAAAAAAUCAAGGAGUUCAGGCAAGAUUAUUAAAUAUAAACCCAAGAGCAUUUUAUAUUCCACGCAGUUGUCACUCUUUGAAUUUAGUUGUUGCCGAUGCUGCAUCGUCUUCUAAAGGAUCAAUUUCUUUAUUUGGAUUAAUUCAACGGGUAUAUGUAUUAUUUUCGGCUUCUGUGAACCGUUGGGAGAUUCUUAAAAGGCAUAUAUCAGGAUUUACUGUUAAGCAAGUAUGUACAACUCGUUGGGAAAGCCGCGUAAGUGCAGUUAAAGCAAUGCGUUAUGAAACAAAUAACAUAGUUAAUGCGUUAAUAGAAAUUUCUGAUUGA
Messenger RNA from Macrosiphum euphorbiae (potato aphid), 804 nucleotides. Lineage: Eukaryota; Metazoa; Arthropoda; Insecta; Hemiptera; Aphididae. The record is from the annotation of a GenBank genome assembly.